CAACUGUUGUUACAUCAAUACAUUCUUGUGGGAUGUAGACAGUGGACAUCCUGAUAUCUUUACUUAUUAAUGCAACUACUUUUUCUAGUGCGUCUCUGUCCUCACUUUUCCCGCCCUUUAAUCAACCAAUACCCACCAUAAUCUCCGGCAUUCACCACCACCACCGAUGGCAUCACCGCAACCCCGUAGUAAACUCUCCAAAAGCUUUCAGAGAGUCAUCACCUUCAGAAAACCAACAAAACCCCUCUCAAACAACGGUUUCUGUUUAAACCGUCCAAAAAACUCCGACAAGCAUUUCAUCAAACAAUUGGUGGAUGACGCCGAGACAAAGAAUAGAGCGGCUAUGGCGGCUUUCGUCGCCAAGCUUUUCGCCUCCGUUUCGUCGUUGAAAGCCGCAUACGCUGAGCUACAGGCGGCGCAGUUUCCAUACGAUGGCGAAGGCGUAAAGCGCGCAGAUCAAUCUGUUGUGGAUGAAUUGAAAGAAAUCUCCGAGUUAAAACGGAGUUUCAUGAAGAAACAGAUAGACGCGUCUCCACCUCACGUGACUCUGUUGCUCUCAGAGAUCCAAGAGCAACAGAGUCUCAUAAGAAUGUACCAAGUCACAAUAAGCAAAAUGGAAAAGCAAGCCAAAACAAUGAAUGAAAAGAUCAAUUCGCUUCAGAUAACAUUAUCUGAAGUGAAUUCAUCAAACAGAGUGAUUGAAACAACGCUCGAGUCAGAGCAUUGUUUCCCACUCUUGGAUGGUAUAGAUCUGUCAGAUCUAACCGUAACAAGCUUCACAGAAGUCUUGUACUACGCUUUAGCAUCUGUACAAGACUUCGUGAAGCUCUUGUUACAUGACAUGCAAGUUGCAAGGUGGGAUAUCAAUGCGGCUGUAAGAUCAAUAGACGUCGAUGCAUUGUUCCCAAAACCUAGCUACAAAUGCUUCGCUUUCGAAUCAUACGUAGCUCGGGAGAUUUUCGAAGGAUUCAAUGCUUCCGACGAAGAAGAAGCCGUUCAUUUUAACAUGUUCAAUGAGUUCAAGAAGCUAAAAUCAUUAUCAACUAUGCAUAUAUUAGAACAAAACCCUAGAUCACCAUUCGCCAAGUUCGCACGCGCCAAGUACAUGCGCGUGGUGCAUCCGAAAAUGGAGUAUUCGCUGUUUGGCAACUUGAGUCAACGGAAAACGUUGAACUCGUGGCAGUUUCCGGCGACCGGAUUCUUCGGCGCGUUUGCGGAAAUGGCACGGCGCGUGUGGCUUCUGCGGUGUUUGUUUUUGUCGUUUGAUGAGGAGGUGAGUGUGUUUCGUGUGCGGAAAGGGUGUCGGUUUUCCGACUUAUAUAUGGAAAGUGUGGUGGCGCGUGAUGAUGGUGAGUGGCGCGUGGGGUUUACGGUGGUUCCGGGGUUUAAGAUUGGGAAACAGGUGGUGCAGAGUCAGGUGUAUUUAUCUCCGGCCGGUGAUGAUUCCGGUAGAAAAAGGGGUUAAUGGGGUUUUGACUUUUGGUCAACGGUACAGGUUAUAGGUGAUUAUACAAUUUUUGUAUUAUACAAUAUAAGUUUUUGUUAAAUUUUGUUUAAUAAGAUAUUUUAGUUAUCUGCUG
Molecule: messenger RNA, 1580 nt
Organism: Helianthus annuus (common sunflower)
Lineage: Eukaryota; Viridiplantae; Streptophyta; Magnoliopsida; Asterales; Asteraceae
Product: protein GRAVITROPIC IN THE LIGHT 1
Exons: 1
Coding region: 167-1465 (432 amino acids)
Biological process (GO): response to red or far red light; negative gravitropism
Source: RefSeq, a predicted model, not a curated record